Gossypium raimondii (Peruvian cotton) is the source of this 1549-nucleotide messenger RNA. RefSeq lists its product as uncharacterized. The transcript has 2 exons. NCBI's taxonomy places the organism in Eukaryota, Viridiplantae, Streptophyta, Magnoliopsida, Malvales, Malvaceae. The record is from RefSeq and is a predicted model, not a curated record. The coding region runs from base 375 to 1259 and encodes 294 amino acids.
CGUUUUUCUAUGAUUUUCCUUUCAAAAACCUUUGUCUGUCCAUGUGAGUUGCUUAUUGCCAUUUUCCACACACUUCAAAGUUAAAUAAGCUAUUGUACAAAGAAAUUGCCCAUACCCCGCCUCCCAAUCAUAUAUACCUUUUUUUGCUUUCUCUUUCUUUUUCAACACUUCUUCUUUGUUUUCAACUGUUCCAAUCUGUAUUUCAGCUUCCACAGAAUAAAAAAUUUCCCUUUCUGUUUCCACUGCCUAUAUCCACACUGUUUUCAUGUUUGCUGAGAAAAUUUGGAAUGUAUAAGAGCUGAGAGGGAGAAAAGCUAGUGGAGUUUACUAAACAAGUUUAGAUAGAGAGAUAUGAUGUGAAUUAGGAAGCAAAGAUGAAAUCUUUCAGUGGAUUAGGGAUUGGUUUAAGUUUGGUAUUUGGUUGUCUUGUAUUGGCUCUUGUUGCUGAGCUUUACUAUUUGCUUUGGUGGAAGAAGAGAAUUGCUAACGCUGAAGUUGAAUACGAUUACACCAACUAUGCAAAGGAUCUUGUUCAACUCUUGUGCUGGAAGAAAUCGGCUUCUUUACAUGCAACCACAAUCCCCAACAGCAGCCAAGGUAGCAAUGGUGUGGAGCCAGACCUGGAACUAGGGUCAACCAAGGGUCUGAUGCUAAAGGGUUUUGGAGAAGAGGGUGUUGAAUCAGAGCUGAUGAGGCUCCACAAUCUGGCUGGUCCACCUAGAUUCCUCUUCACAAUCAAAGAGGAAACAAAGGAAGAUUUAGAAUCUGAAGACAAAGGGUCAAGAAGAAGGAACUUGAAUGAUGUUAUGCUACCUACUGGUGGCACUCCUUUCCAUAGUCCUUUGUCUUCUUCACCAUUGAAGUCACCUUUGGGUUCAUACCACCACCAAGGAUUCAAUCCUCUCUUUGAAUCAUCGACGGAUGCAGAGUUGAAUAAGCUGAGAUCUUCACCUCCUCCAAAAUUCAAGUUCUUAAGGGAUGCAGAAGAGAAACUUUUGAGAAGAUUGAUGUUAGAAGCUGAGAAAAGGGUACAAGAAAAUGGCAGUUCCCUUCAAGAUUCUGGUGUUAAAGCUGUUAACACUACAACCAUUUCAACGGAUGGGAUAAUAGAAGGGUCUUUCCUUAAAUUCAUGGUCGGUAAGAACAGGGAACCUCUCCAAUAUUUACCACACUAUCCUUCAAGUUCGUCUCAGGUACUGCCAUUGUCUUCUUCUCCUACAACAUUCAGACCACCAGACAAGAAAGACAGUAUGUAUUAGAUUCCUGCUAGAUGAUAAUUUAUUCUUUUACUCUACCAAUUAAUUCCUCAAGAUGGUUUACUUUACAAUCUGCAACGUUUUGGUAGGCAGUUAAUCUUGAAUUAAGACAAAUUGACAAAUUCUAAGAUUGAUGUUUAGGAUGUUGGUUUGGUUAGUUCAAAGUGGGAGCAAUCUGGUUUUGCCCCAUCUUCCAUGUCCCCUCCUCCAUUGUGCUGCUACCAGUUCUCAUUUUCUUAAAAGUAAAUUCCUAUUAGAGAUGAGCAAUGAUAGAAAAUGAAGCUUUUAGACAA